Chironomus riparius is the source of this 1653-nucleotide messenger RNA. The record is from the annotation of a GenBank genome assembly. NCBI's taxonomy places the organism in Eukaryota, Metazoa, Arthropoda, Insecta, Diptera, Chironomidae.
AGCGAUGAAAAUGAUGAUGGUGACAGACGUAAUGAGGGAAAAAUUUACAAUCUAACUGAUAUAUUAACAACAGCAUCAAGUGAUUUAUAUGAACAACAACAACGACAAUUUUAUUUACAUAAUCAGCUGCAUUAUGUGCCAUCUGAUAUAUCAGCACCAACAACAAUGAAGCCGACCGAGAAGGAAAAGACAAAAGAGCGGUACUAUAUAUACAGUCAUAUUAAGAAAGUCGAUGAUGAUGCAGAAACGAGGAUAAAUAAUCAAAUAAUAGAAGAGAAUGCAGGAACUGAUGAAAAGAUCCGAAAAGCAAGAUCAUCUUCAUCGUCUGACAGGAAGCAAGUUAGUCGUAAUAUUUCACUCGUUCUUGAGAAUCUAUUGAUGAGCUAUGAGAACUCUCAGCUUCCUACACAUGGAGAAGGCAUUCCGACAAAAAUUCGAACAAAUAUUUUGAUAAGAUCUAUGGGACCAGUUAGUGAGAAGGCUAUGGAUUAUUCAAUGGACUGCUAUUUUCGUCAAUAUUGGCGCGACAAAAGACUCAGCUUCAAGUCACCAUUUAAAGAAUUGUCAUUGAGCAUUAAAAUGCUGGAAAGGAUGUGGAAACCGGAUACUUAUUUCUAUAACGCAAAAAAGAGUCACAUCCACACGAUUACAGUUCCAAAUAAGCUUUUAAGACUGUCCGAAGAUGGAGAUAUUCUGUACUCGAUGAGGGCUUACAAUACGCGCAAGCUGUCCAAUGCAACUGAGAAAUUUUCCAAUGGACCGUCAAAGUUGUCCUCUCAUUUUGGGAUCUUUCAGUUUGAUUUAAUUAGUUUUCGUCAAGAGAAUUUAACCCUUAGACGACGAGAGGGUGAUUUUAGUACGCUUCAAGUGCUAUUCAACUUGCAGCGUCACACUGGUUAUUUCUUAAUUCAGGUUUAUGUUCCUUGCAUCCUCAUCGUCAUCUUAUCAUGGGUUUCAUUUUGGAUUCAUCGAGAAGCAACAAGUGAUAGAGUUGGUCUUGGCAUCACAACUGUUUUAACACUCUCAACUAUCUCAUUAGAUUCGAGAACAGACUUACCAAAAGUUCGAUAUGCAACCGCAUUAGAUUGGUUUUUAUUGAUGAGUUUUUUCUAUUGCAUCGCAACAUUGUUGGAAUUUGCUGGUGUUCAUUAUUUCACCAAAGUUGGCAGUGGAGAGAUUCCGAUUUCUGAUGCUGAUGAUGACGAAUGGGAAGACGUAGACACAGUAGAGGAAAUAGGAGGCACACUAAAUCAUUCCUUAAUAUCAUCUCGAGAUUCGCCACAAAGAUUACUGAACAAUCGUCUUCGAAAUUCAAUGAUCUGUCCAAUAUACAAUGAAGCUUACAAUUCAACACAUUCUGAAUCACAAUCAGGAACGCAUUCACAUUUAUCAACAAUGGAGAGGACGACACAGACCGAGCCACCAAGAAAACCAAAAUGGAAACAAGUUUGGCUAUGUUUUAUUGGUGACGAUGAGUUUAGAAAGCAGCGAACAAAGGAAGCAAAUUCUGGUCCGAAAAAGCAUGUCAACUCGGUAUCGUUAAUUGAUCGUGCUGCCAGAGUCUUCUUUCCUACUUCAUUUGGAAUUCUGAAUUUGCUUUAUUGGCUAUUCUUAUAUUAUCAUGACACAUUCCAUUCAACACUACCAGCCUAA